Molecule: messenger RNA, 14742 nt
Organism: Dermacentor andersoni
Lineage: Eukaryota; Metazoa; Arthropoda; Arachnida; Ixodida; Ixodidae
Gene: Ca-alpha1T
Product: Ca[2+]-channel protein alpha[[1]] subunit T
Biological process (GO): calcium ion import; calcium ion transmembrane transport; membrane depolarization during action potential
Cellular component (GO): neuron projection; plasma membrane; voltage-gated calcium channel complex
Molecular function (GO): voltage-gated sodium channel activity; low voltage-gated calcium channel activity
Source: RefSeq, a predicted model, not a curated record
UACACUUCCUUGACGACGACGCUUCCGCCGAUCACGUGGUUCGAGCGGGUGAGCAUGCUGGUGAUCCUGCUCAACUGCGUCACCCUCGGCAUGUACCAGCCGUGCGCGGACGACGGCUGCCACUCGGCGCGAUGCCGCCUGCUGCAGGUGUUCGACGACCUGAUAUUCGCCUUCUUCGCCAUCGAGAUGACCAUCAAGGUACUCGCCAUGGGGCUGCUGGGACGCAACGCGUACCUGGCCGAGGCCUGGAACCGCCUGGACUUCUUCAUCGUCGUCGCCGGUGCCCUGGAGUACGUGUUGGACGUAGGUAACAUCAACCUGUCGGCGAUCCGCACCAUCCGCGUGCUGCGACCCCUGCGAGCCAUCAACCGCAUUCCGAGCAUGCGCAUACUGGUGAUGCUGCUGCUGGACACGCUGCCCAUGUUGGGCAACGUGCUGCUCCUGUGUUUCUUCGUCUUCUUCAUCUUCGGCAUCGUCGGGGUCCAGCUGUGGGCGGGCCUGCUGCGGCAGCGAUGCUACCUCGUGCUGCCCGACGACAACAUCUCCAUACCGAGUCCAAUCUCGUCGUACUACCAGGGGCUGGACGCCGAGAAGGACUUCAUCUGCAGCACGGAAAAGGACAACGGAAUGCACCGGUGCAGCGGCCUGCCCCAGCUCGUUCUGCCCUCGGGGCUGACGUGCAACGCGACGGCUCAGCCGCACAGCGCCAACGCACCCACCAACGUGUCCUGCGUCAACUGGAACCAGUACUACACCAAUUGCACGGCGGGAGACAAGAACCCCUUCCAGGGGUCCAUCUCCUUCGACAAUAUCGGCCUAGCCUGGGUCGCCAUCUUCUUGGUGAUCAGCCUGGAGGGCUGGUCCGACAUAAUGUACUAUGUACAGGACGCACAUUCCUUCUGGGACUGGAUCUACUUUGUGCUGCUCAUUGUGAUCGGAUCCUUCUUCAUGAUCAACCUGUGCCUGGUCGUCAUCGCGACGCAGUUCUCGGAGACCAAGAAACGCGAGAUGGAGCGCAUGCGCCUGGAGCGGGCCCGCUACCACUCGAGCUCGACGCUGGCCUCGACGUCCGUCUCCGACUCCGGCUGCUACACGCAGAUCAUCAAGUACCUCACGCAUCUCGGAAGGAGGGCCAAGCGGAGGUUUCUACGGUGGUACAGGAGGCGGAAGCGUCGCCGGGCCCUCCCGCGCAGCCAUCCUGAAGCGCAGCUAGCGGGGCUGGAUGGUACCAUCUCUCCGGUAUCCGCCAUGCGGGUCCGCACCCACUCGUCUCGACACCGAGCAGACGACGGCUGCCCUCUGGACGAAUGCCGCAGUCACUGCUCGUCUGAGUCUGGCACCUCGUGCUCGUCUUCUCCGGCUUCGUCGGCGGCGGCGCUGCCGGCGCUGUUCGAGGAGGCAUGCGACGAGGCCGCAGCGACCGAGUGCUGCCACAUGCUGGCCGUGCCGCCACACGCCAGUCCCGAGGUCUCGGACGUCGACCUGGCCUCGUCGCCCAGGAGGCCCUCCUGCCUCAGGGUCAACGCCGGCAACUCCGGCAACGGCGCGCCAGGGCCGUGCACAACACCACCGGUGCUGAUCGAGCAGCCCGGCUCCACGAGAGCCUGCUCGGGGAAGAGCGUCUCCCUCCAAGCGCCGGUGACGCCCGAAGGCAGCAGCGAGCUGCGACCGCUCGGUUCUGUCGCCAGCGGUUCUUCGUCGUCCCACCACCUGCCGACGACCAGCGGGGGCGCCACGCUGACUUGCGCCGAGCUGCUCGCCUUCAGCGGGGCCCAGAGCGCCGCGCUGGCCGCGAGCUUUGCCAGCAACUUUGCCAUGCACCGGUUCUACUCUACACUCAGUAAAGGUACGAAGCAUUACUCAGCACCGCAGCUGACCUUCCAUUCCCACGGGGCAUCGCGUCACCGGCGCGCCAACGACUCCCCGCCCCCGUCGUCGGGUUCAUCGUCCGCAUCCUCCUCCUCCUCCUCGUCCUCGUGCUCGCGGCACCAUCACCACCGCCAUCGCCACCAUCAGCACGACGACGAGAACGCGUCGUACACGUCCUCGAGCGGUACGGAGGACGAGGAAGAGUCGUGGUACUCCGAGUACGAGGACGAGCUCUCCGGCAGCGGCACGGCCCGGGUUCGCUACAGGGGCCCCUGCUGCCGCUUCUGGAAAGCGCGCCAGGCCCAGCUCAGGCGCCUGGUGGGGCACCAGUACUUCCAGAGGGGUAUCCUCACGGCCAUCCUGGUCAACACGCUGAGCAUGGGCAUCGAAUACCAUGACCAGCCACAAGAACUGACCCUGGCUGUGGAAAUCAGCAACCUCAUCUUCACAGGCAUAUUUGGCCUGGAAAUGUUGCUCAAAAUUCUUGCUGAGGGAUUCCUCUCUUACAUCAGCAGCGGCUUCAACGUCUUCGAUGGUGUCAUUGUCAUCCUUAGCAUAGUGGAGCUCUGCCAGAGCAGUGGGAGUGGUCUCUCGGUGCUGCGGACGUUUCGACUUUUGCGGAUCCUCAAGCUUGUCCGGUUUAUGCCGGCGCUGCGACGACAACUCUUCAUCAUGCUGCGGACAAUGGACAACGUGGCCGUGUUCUUCGCUCUUCUGAUAUUGUUUAUUUUCAUCUUUAGCGUUCUGGGCAUGAACCUUUUCGGCUGCAAAUUCUGUGUCAAGGAACCUGAUGGGACCGUGCAGUGCGAUCGCAAGAACUUUGACUCCCUCCUCUGGGCACUAGUUACCGUUUUCCAGAUCCUGACUCAGGAGGACUGGAACGUUGUGCUGUUCAACGGCAUGGAGAAGACCUCUCCAUGGGCGGCCCUGUACUUUGUGGCGCUCAUGACGUUCGGGAACUAUGUCCUGUUCAAUCUUCUCGUUGCUAUCCUCGUCGAAGGAUUCUCAGCCGAGGGUGACCGCAAGAAGAGCACGGAGGCUUUAAAGGACACUGCUGACACAGAGGCAGACGGCGAUAAAAAGUGCGCCUCACAGGACGCUGAAGAUGACCCAAAGGACAACAUCAUGAAAGAGACGCGAAUGUUGUCCCAGCCUGCAGCGUGCGGUUGUAAGACAGAUGGAAAUGACGAGCCGGGACCCUUGCCAUACGUGCCACCCAUCAUCACAAGAACGGCAGCCACUCCCCAGGGAUCCCCAUGUGCAACUCUGGAGAUGCCUUUGCGGGAGUUUGGCAACAGACUGUCGCCACUUACAGCGUUGCAUGUGCUGCCUUCAUCGUCAUCUCACUCAUCUGAAGCAUCUGGACGAAUCACGCCCUCUCCGAUUCCAACACCGAGGCUUUCCCGCUCCCCGAGCAACCGCAGCUCAUCCAGUGGGACGGCCGCCACAGGGGCCGGGGCAGCUCUGUUGCCCGUGCCACGACCAGCCAGCGGCUUCAUCCGCAACGACGUACCCAGCCCGAGCAAUGGGCGUCGUCGGAGGCGCAGCUGCGUUAGUCCAGCCCCACCCUUGGCACGCAGGGGUUCCCCUCCACCGUCGCCUCCCGGCAGCCCCCUAAUCAAACUCCACCGCCAGGGAAGCGGGGCAGCGAACGGUGGUCGACGUCGGUCCUCGGCCGACUCUGACACGGACUCCCUGCUGGACGCUGAACUGCCCAGUUUGCAGGACUCAUCCUGUCUGCUGGUGGUCCCACCACCGCUCAACAAUGUGAUCGUCAGUCAGAACGGUGGCGGAAGUGCAUCGGCCUCUGACCACAGUCACUGCAACGGCGGUGUGCUCCCGGGCCUCAAUAACGGCGCAGGCGGAGCCUCAGUCAACAGCAACAACCACCACAGCAACAACAGCGCACACCGACCAACUAGCCUGCCCAAGCGCCCCAAUGUCCUCACCAAGCAGAACAACAUGGCAGCUGCGGGCUGCACGAGCGCGUCACCUCGAAACCACGACACUGUCGACGAGCGGGCAGAGGCGGCGGCUUAUCUCGCCCAGCCACCCACCGUCAUCACCAGCGACUCCGGUGGAAGGCCAACGUACAUGCCGCUGAGUCGCCAGAACUCCAUACAAAGUCAACAUGGAGGAGGAGGCAGUGCCAGUGUCUUGGCCAGUCGCCACAACUCACUAAGCGGCUCGGGAAUCUCCUAUGCCGAGGCGAGGCACAACUCGCUCCUUGUCAAACCCAGCGGCAAGAAAAUAAGCACUGAAAGUGGCGCAGUGCUUCACGUCAAAGUGGACAACGCUGCUGCCGCUGCGGCAACUCUUGUCUACGGCGAGCGUGCGGUCAAUGUGCCCAAGCUGUGCUGGUAUUUUGAGCCUCCGUGGUGGAGGUGGUGCUUUGAACAUCGCCAGGACUAUGCACUAUUUCUAUUCCCACCGGACAGCAAGGUUCGAAUGUACUGCAACCGGCUGACAGACGGCCGGUGGUUCGACUACACGGUGCUGGUUUUUAUUGCACUAAACUGCAUAACACUAGCCAUGGAGCGGCCAAACAUACCCCCACGCAGCCUCGAGCGGGAGCUGCUCAUAGCUGCAAAUUAUACCUUCACUGUUGUAUUUGCCUUCGAGAUGCUUGUCAAGGUGAUUGCCAAGGGCCUCUGGUACGGGGACAAGGCGUACUUCAAGAGCGGCUGGAACAAGAUGGACGGAGUGCUAGUCACCAUCUCCCUCGUCGACUUCCUCCUCACCUUUGUUGCCGACGGAAGCCCCCGCAUAUUUGGCAUCCUUCGCGUCUUCAGGCUGCUCCGCUCACUCAGACCCCUCAGGGUUAUCAACCGUGCACCAGGACUCAAGCUAGUCGUCCAGACCCUCAUGUCUUCCCUGAGGCCUAUCGGGAACAUUGUCCUUAUCUGCUGCACCUUCUUCAUCAUCUUUGGAAUCCUUGGAGUACAGCUGUUCAAGGGCUCUUUUUACUUCUGCGAAGGGCCGGAUGUGAAAGGCGUACGCACAAAAGAAGACUGCCUGGAGAGGGGCAUGGUCUGGACAAACAGAAAAUACAACUUUGACCAUCUGGGCCAGGCACUCAUGGCCCUGUUUGUCCUGUCCUCAAAAGACGGAUGGGUAAACAUCAUGUAUUCAGGAUUGGAUGCCGUCGGAGAAGGCAUACAGCCCGUCGAGAACUAUAACGAAUGGCGGCUGCUGUACUUCAUCUCGUUCCUUCUCCUGGUUGCCUUCUUUGUGCUGAACAUGUUUGUCGGCGUCGUGGUGGAGAACUUCCACCGCUGCCGCGAGGAACAAGAGCGGGAGGAACGGGCCCAGCGCGCCGCAAAGAGGGCUCGCAAGCUGGAGAAGAAGCGACGACGCAUGCGCGAGACGCCCUACUAUGCGGGCUACUCGCGCCCUCGCCUCUUCACCCACAAUAUUGUCACCAGCAAGUACUUCGACCUCGCCAUUGCCGCCGUCAUCGGACUCAACGUGGUCACCAUGGCCAUGGAGUUCUACCGCAUGCCCCUGGAACUGGAGUAUGCCUUGAAGAUCUUCAACUAUUUUUUCACCGCCGUUUUCCUGCUGGAACUUUCUAUGAAAGUGGUUGCACUUGGCAUCCCUCGGUACCUCACCGACAAGUGGAACCAACUGGACAUUUUGAUCGUCAUCCUGUCCAUCAUGGGGAUUGUCCUGGAGGAGAUGAAGUCAGACCUGAUUCCCAUCAACCCGACCAUAAUACGUGUCAUGCGUGUGCUUCGCAUCGCCCGAGUGCUGAAACUGCUGAAGAUGGCCAAGGGAAUCCGUGCUUUGCUGGAUACCGUGAUGCAAGCGCUUCCGCAGGUCGGAAACCUCGGCCUACUCUUCUUCCUUCUAUUCUUCAUCUUCGCUGCACUAGGCGUUGAGCUCUUUGGCAGGCUCGAGUGCGACGAAAGCCACCCAUGUCAGGGCCUUGGAGAGCACGCCCACUUCCACAACUUUGGAAUGGCCUUCCUCACCUUGUUCAGAGUCGCUACAGGAGACAACUGGAAUGGCAUCAUGAAGGACACGUUGCGCGACGAGUGUGACUCGAGGAGCGACUGCGUGCGCAACUGCUGCGUCUCGGCAGUGAUUGCACCGCUGUACUUUGUGGUGUUUGUGCUGAUGGCACAGUUUGUGCUGGUGAACGUAGUGGUGGCGGUGCUCAUGAAGCACCUGGAAGAGUCGCACAAGCAAGCCGACGACGAGCUGGACAUGGAGGCUGAACUCCAGGAGGAGAUCGAACAGGAGGAGAGGGAGCUCCUCGAGGCCAAGAACAAACUGGCAAUGGAAGCCAAGUUAGAGUUCCACAGGCCCAUUGUCAAGAUGUCAUCAUUGCCAGCCAAUUUCACAUUCUACUUCCAGUGUGAUGAUGCUGGUGGCGAGUCCACAUCAUCAACGCUACCGGUAAUCAACAUCUGCAUUCCAGACCAACCGGACAUUAUGUCCAGAGAAAAGAGCUUUUCAUCAUCAUCAUCCUCAGGAGUCGGACCUGAAGACAUCGAUGUCACCGACGUUGCGCUUGCCUGUGUUGAACCAAUGGCUCCUCCGCCUGACAUCAACCUUCGACGCGCAUCGCCCGACAGCGGAUCAAUCGAAAAAGUGGCCGUUGCAGACUUGCGAUCAUGUGCCCUAGAGCCUGAAAACCUGCAAAUGACCUCGCCUACCAAAGAGGAAGGUCCUUAUGAGGCAGAGGGGACUGCAGAGCCGGGGUCUGUCGACCCCAUCGACUCUGAACAGUUUGCUGCGGAGCCUCCACAAGCAUCGAGGUCCACCUUGACUAGUGGAAGCACAUCGCCUUCCGGGUCCGACGAAGAGUCGGACACGACAAGCACAUCGACAUCCAAGCUUCGCUACCUGCUCCCAAAUUAUCCUGAACUGAGCAAGGCCGUCGACCCCGACUCGAGUGAGUCGACGUCUUGGACGUUUUCAGCCGAGUUUCCGUCAUCCUUGCGAACGACAGUGGGUGCCGACGCAACUGACGAUGAGGACGACGACGCCGACGCCCGAACGCCAACGACCACAGCGACUGCUGCCAGCGACGCGACGACUGUGGCACCUGUUGUUGUUGUCGCCGAGGAGAACAAUGGUGACCUUGUUGGAGUCCAGCCCAGAAGUGACUCCGUGUCGUGACCGUGGCACAGCUUCACCUCUUAGAACCAGUUGUAAUUCUCUUGUGCCGUGUGAAGAGAAGUCCCUGCUACGCCAUCUGCUCGAGUAACAAAGGGAUGUGUCCGAGGAGGCCGCCGCAUGCGGCGGGAUUUCUGCAGGAGGACACCUUCACAGCACACUUACUGUCCCCAGCACAGCGCUCUCAGUACUGUUUAGUUUGUCAACUACGACGCAUGCUCCUCUGUGUGGGUGAAAGUGGGGGCACAUCACUGUCGGGCCAUGCGACAAGCCCGGCUUGCUGCUCCAUGCAAAAACAGAGAAAGACAGACUCUUAAGCCGAGCUCGUGUCCCACUAUCAACAUACUUUGUUUCCAUAGUGUUUUUCCUUCAGAACCGUUUGCUGACCAAGCUGCAUGUGAGAGGCGAAUGAAUGAGCCACGCGUGGUGCCUGCCAAUGUUAACCUCGUUUCUACUGUUUUGUUUGUUUGUUCGUUUGACUGUUGUUUAUUGUGAGCUGUGAUGACAUGGAAAUUUCUGUCCAGAUGAUCGAUAGCAUUUUUUUUUCUCUCCAGUUAUGACCUUUGAGCUCAUAUGUCGUAGUCGCACGUUCGGAGCCCCGCUUGUUUCGUGCCACAAGGUUUUUCUUUUUUUUGCAGCCACUUGACUUGCGUCAAGAUGCAUUUGCUGGAAGGCCCAACUGUCGCAGCAGUUUUCGUACAAGAAACGCCAAAGCGCAAUGUUUCAUUCGCUCGAUUUAGAACUGACCAACACCUCAUUUCUGUCGCAUCAUUGAAGGGUUAACUGUUUCUUAGAAACGAAAUUCAUGUUGCAUCUUACGUUGCAUUGGGUUCAUAACUCUGUUGACAACUCUUGUCGCACUACUCAGCUUCACGUUUUAGGAACUGUUCUAUCAACUGCUAUGUGUUUCAUCUGCUCAAAUAUCAAUGGUACAUAAUAGGCCUUCAGUCGAUCUUGUGGUAAGCUGGACGGUGUCUAGCGCCUUAGAACAAAGCCUGAAGAAAUAUUGUUAGUCAUUCUGGUUUCUGUGCUCCUUUCAGUAGAGGAGAAGCAAAAGGAAAAGUGAACGACGACAUUGUAGAGCCACCAGGAGGAGGAGAAGCAGGUGUGCUUAGAUUAAACCCUGCGUGUUGGAGCCACUCGUAUUUUUUCACAACCCGAGUUGUUGAACCAGCCCACAUGUGCCAUGUUAGUUAAAGUGAGAUACGACUCACUGGGUCAAAAAUAUCUGUUUCUGCCAAUCUAAGGUAAGGCUAGUCCCGAGAAUGGUGCUGACCUUGCCUUUGCAUCGUACUCACCAGCAAUCAUUUAUAAAUAUAUAUAUAUAUAUAUAUAUAUAUAAAUAGUAUCUAUAGUCUUUUUUUUUUAAUAGCGUGGAAUUAACUCGUACUUUAAUGUUUUUAGUGAGAUGCUGAAUUAAGUACAUUAAUCAAGGAUACAAAAACACUAGGCAGUUUUAUAAAUGUUGCCAUUCGUUUGCCCCGGUAGCAAACGGUGCGGUGCGCUCGUGUUGGUAGCCUGCCUGCAACGCAAAUGGUAGAAUGCCCCGUGUACAGUAGACAAGCGGUAUCUUGUUUCAAAUAACCUGCUGACCACGUUUUGAGUACCGCUCAUGAUGCUCGAGCGUUUGGGUUUGACUAAAAUGGCAUGGUUCCACAAACGGCUAGAAAAGCUUUCGUUAGGCCGUGGUUUGCCUAGCAGGAGUCACAUGUAUGUAAAACAGAAUUGCAGCAGCAGCAGCAGGUCUUAAAAAGAUAUCUUUUACAAAACCUCGACACCUCUGUCGAGUGAUGUAGCUCUUUUGAGCGCCGCAGAUCGAAAAAAAGAAAAAAAGCUCUGCUGGCUCCAACGAUGUUGUACAUGAUUUUAACAUGUUGGUGUUUAACGGUGUUCAGUCGUGCACUCAACAAUCGACCGAAUGGUGAGCUCUCUCACAGCACUUAACUUUGCCCGCAGAAUCUCGCCAUCGCUCGGUUCGGCAACUUCUCCAAGGCUCAAAGUCAGGCAUGCAAGUGCAGCUGCGAGACGAAAUGCCGAGUCCCAGAUCACGCGUUCUUGCAAAAGCCCUCAUAACUCGCAAAUUUUCAGUGUUUAUUAUUCUUUUCCUUUCAGCAUAGAAAUGUCUGGGAGUUGUAGUUUGCUUGUAAGUGAAUACAUUUGAUACAGGAAUUUCCAAAAAUCAUUAUCUUCUAACUGGAAAGAAUUCCUGUUAAACAUAUUGGUUCGACAAAAUUCACACUGUGUCAUGUUUGCAUUCGCCGUUCAGAAAAAAAGAAACAGAGUAGGAAAGAAAUGGAUGAAAAUUUCACAAAUGACUGUGCCAAUUUCAUUCUUUCCUUCUUUUCGAAGAACAACAAUUUAGCGAGUUCAGCGACGUCAAACAAGAUUAGCUUAGAAGACCAGCCACCGUCAUAUCUUCAUGAAACCAAGGUGCCAUUCUCUGGGUCCCUCCGUUUCUAGGCUCCAUAGCAGCAUUCUUUCCAACUCCUAACCCAAGUUGGCUGUGUCAUGAUGGAAAAAAAAAAAAGAUACGCUGCACACUUUGUAUAAAUCCGCCUCAUGCGCACCCACAUGCACACACACUGUCCGGAUGCCACACCGACACUUUCGUAAUCUUCACCGUGUAACCGCACACGCAGGCAAGUGAAAGCGACAUCCAGCCACCGACUUAAAACGAGUCAUACGCUAGCUCUUCUUAUCGUGUAAAUUCUGUAAGAAAUAAGAGAGGAACUCUCCCCCGCCUCAUUGGAGCAAAGGUGCAUGUAGAGUCUCUAGAAGUUUGAUAUAAAAUGCUGAGUACGCCACAAAAAAAAGCUGCAAACGCAAAGAAGUCUUUUGAUUGCUGUAAACGAAACAUUGUGAAACCCCCUCCUCUUGCAAAGGCUUAUAUGUGUCUCCGUAGCGAUUAUGGAAAGAGAGAAAGACGCAUCUUCUAGUUCCAUUUGUGCUGUUGUUGUUAUAACAAGCAUUCGCUGCAUCCCACAGUGCUGUGUUGGGUGACUCGAAACGCAGAAGAAGAUAUGCAAGCCAAGGCCACAGAGCGAAGUCGCUUUCUAAAGUGUGGAGGGAUUCCUGGAAAGGACAUCCUUUCUUUUUUGGGGGGAGGGCUGUUGUUGUUGUUGUUUUCCCCUUCUCCUGCUGGGCUCAGCAAAAACCACUUUCGCGCUGUCGUCGCUUGCGUGUUGUUGCCUUCCUCAGUUGUCGCUGCUGCCGCCACCAGACGGCGCCGACGCUACGCUUUUCACCGCAUAUCCUGAAAUCGCAAACGUGUGCGUUUGGGGUUAUCAACCAGGCUUGACCCCUGCAAAGCAUUGCGAAGGAAAGCGGCUUCCUGAAUUUCCGACGCAAACGAAGCGCGCACCACCCCACCUAGCUUUCUUACAAGCAUUCUUUCUUUUCCUCUCCAAGUGUGUGAGUAUGCAUGUCCUGCAAAGAGUACUCAUGAGCAAGGAUUGUUUUACGUGGCAAGUACAAUUACGGUGCUUUCUACGGCACAGUUUGCUUCACUGGCCGACUACAGUACGUUGUUCUAUGUGUAUGUCGACGCGAUUGUAGUCUGUCUCGACACCUCCUCUAUAUGGCACGUUACAAACCGAUCCUUGUGCGAGGUCCAUCUUUGUCAGUUGUUAAAAGUGGUGUAGAAGUGUGGUUUAUGCUUUGUGCUGUAUGAACUGAAUGGUGGGUGCCCACAAAGCACACAGAGAGGCAAAAAAGACCACUGGAGGCACAGAGGUUGUGCGCUCUCAUAAGCCCCUUCCAUGAUGUUUGUGCGUGUCACCUUAAAAUAAUACGUUAGAAAUUUGAGCAAGAAGAGAAAUGGACAUUGAAACACAGCUGAAAUGUUUACUGCAACACCAAAGUACCAUCUGCAUAAAUUGAAACACGAACAAUAAAACAAACUUUUCAGAACUUCAGCUAUUCAUGGUAACAUGGAAGUGCAACAUAGAAUCACUCUGCACACAGUUUGGAAGCAUGGCGUAGCCACAAAUUCACAUUUCGGAGCCACAAUUAAGCCACUGUUAUAAAACACAGCUGAGACCGAAAAAGCAACAAUGUGUGCUAGUUGUUCUUGACUUAUUCGUGUUUGAAUUCGUGCUGACAGUACAUUCUUUCAGGCCUGUGUGCUAAAGCUGGUUAAAGUUCAUAAGUGUGAUCUAGCUCUGUCCAGACUUAAGCCGAGCCUUCUGUUUGUAAAGCAUUGCCUCUUGUUUGCAUAAAUUCUCUGAUGCAUCUUGUUUUCCAUCGUCAAAACAACCCGACCUCUCUAAAUGUGUAAAGACAUGCCUCGGGCCAACGUAGCCUCUCUUUGUCGGCACCAAUGACACAUCUCCUUGGGACCACUCCAUCACUUUUCACGUGUUUCAGUUGGUGUCCUUGGAGAGCUUAAAAACCACAAGCCUCUCAGAACACCACAUAGCCACUUUCUCAGGCUUUGCUAUGUGAUGCUAGAAUUCCCACGUGCCUCACACAAUUUUCAUAGCUCGAACAUGUUUUCUGCCACGAGCUGCCAUGUCUUCAUUGACCUGUCAAGUCACGCAGUGCUGCAUGCAAAGUUCUUUUUUAUUUUCUUUCAGGCCAUCACUAUUUCUACAAACCACUUCAUUGUAAUGUCCCAGCUGUUAAACUGUCUCCAGCUAUGUACUGUUGAGUGUCAAGUUAAUUCUUGCCAGUUCACUAGAGCACCUUACGAAGACGAAGGCAUUGAACUUAAGUGUGGUCGACUCAUGUUCAUUCAAUCUCCUAGGGGCCACAGAUUUCUGUUAGAACUAAUUGAACUUAAUGCACCUUGAAACAAAAUUGCAAGCUACAAUACAAAUAGACAUGCAGCACAAGUUUGUCCCUUGCCAUCGUUACCUUAAAUAGAAACAGAUGUGGAUGUACAGCUGAGUGAUUCCUUAAGGCACACAACAUUUAAUAUUUGGCAUUAGGCUGGAUCGGUGGCGCUCUCCUGUAGUUGCGCCCACCAAUGUACACAACCUGAAUAUCAAGUGCGGGCACAUUACUAUUCAUGCCUUACGAAUGCCUUCCUCUAUUCCGCCGUUUUCAGCAGCAGUGUUGCAUCCCGGGAAUAAAAAAAAUGCACAAAACGAAAUCAUUGUUAGAAUUAAGCAACCUCAAUAUGCAUUAAACACACAAAAGGCCAACCAGUAUUUUGAUAAUCGUUCAAGUUAACCAGUAUUUUAAAUCGUCACUAGAGGGCUGUAAAUAAGUCACAUAAAAGGUACGCUGGUUUCACCUAACAAAGAUGACAUGUAGAUGGAGUUGUUUUUUCUAUAAUUCUGUUUUUUUUUUUUUUCCUGUGGGACAAAGAAUGCUGUGCAAGGAAACAGAGUUGCUGAGUGCAAUGCAGGGUACUUUCCUGCAAGAGACAGUGUGCUGCCACUUUUCAUGCAGCUCACUGCUAUGCAACGCAGGUGUGCGGAUUGUCACGAGUUGUGUGCAUCACACGCGCACCUCCGGGAGUGUUACAGGUGCUGGAAUUGCAUCUUAUAUGUUGCAAUCCACUGUAGCCAGACCUCAACCUCCCUGAAAUCUUGAAAUAACUCUUGUCAGAACUAUUCUGUCACAUCCCCCUGUUGUUUGCAUUUGUUCACUGCCUACCCCCCCAACUGUGAUGUUCAAUAUGUGUGCAGUCUUGCUGCAACUAAAAAUUGUUUAGUGACUCUUGUGUGUCGUCACUUAUAAAAAAGCAGACCUAUCUUGCAAGCACAGCUGCCUAGCAAAAGUUGUAAAUUGAUAGCCGUUGCUUGCUUUUCAUUGUAUUCUUAUGUUUGGUCCUGAGCACUAGUAGAAAAUCGCAAACUUUUCAGGGUUUGCUUCUCCAGCAAGGGUGUAGCGAACGCCGCGGAACCGUCUAGACAUAUUGAACUUUCACUUUGAAACCAGCUGUGACACGACAUCGCCAUUUCUGCAAGAUGUGUUUCAUGAAUGCCUUGUUUGUUGUUUUGAUCUACAUUGGCUUGUUGUAGCCAAGCCCAUUUGUGUAUACAGACAAUGCAUUUUUGUUACGAUACUUGACUCUUUGUGCGACUAGCUAAAUUGUUCAUCAGAUGAACCGUGCACUCGCUAUGUACAACUCGGGGGCUGUAGUCUGAUUUCCAUCUCCGCAGAGACGAUCCUUCAGAAAUGUAUUCCGAUUGGCUUACACAGCAGAGGCAAUAGAGCCCAUUCACAAUGUGUAGCGAAAACUGUAAAUAUGCGUACCACGCUUUUCGUUACCAUCUCUUUGUAAUACAUUCGUUCUGCUCACAAAUGCAUGAAUAUAUUUUCAAUUAAUGCCAAGGAACUACUCAUAGCAGAAUAGAACGAGUUAGGAAAAACAGUUCUAGAAUAACUCUUACAGCUGUAGCUCCUAAACAAAUGUAGUGAGCCUACUUUCUAAUGACAAGACUGAGGUUCGCAGGAGAAUGGAGACGAAGUGAUCAACGGGAUUGAACAAAAAAUGCUGCUGCAGUCAACGUUUCGACAAAGGGGCUUGUUUUGUCAGGGCCCCUGAUAAAGACAAGCCCACUUGUUAAACUAUUGCCUCCAGGAACAUCCCUUGUUUGACUACUCUUGAUUACCUUCUAAUGACAUCUUUCGUUGCAGAAGUUUCUAGCAGACGCUCCCGUAGAAGUUGUGGAAAUAUUGCAUCUGAGGCCCUAGUUCAUUAACAAAUCCCAAAGUUUGUAGGAUGUAUCAGUGCCAUCGACGGCCACUGAGCCAACACUUAUCGUUACGUCUGAACCUGUCUAUCUAAUUCCAGUGCUUAAGCCAAUCAGACCCCUUUCGUUGCCUCCCAAAGGUGGCAAUCAGAAUGCCGUUCCCUGGAAUCUGUACAGAAGCAGCAGCACAGAUUAUCUUCGCAUCACCCUGACCCAAAGUGCGGUAAAACACGUGCUCUAAGUGCAGUUGAAAACAAAACUGCGUUAGCAGGUGACAGAAUGAUUGCAUGGAAUGUUUUGCUUCCACAUUUGCGUUCCAGCAUAUCGAAUCGCUGUGAAAGGUCAUAAGGCAAAGUGCAAUUCUUCUUCUUAACAACAGCCAAAACCCUUCCCCCCUCACCCACCCACCUAAAAAAACAAAUGAGGUCGUCUUCAAUAUUACAAUUUUCAGAGAGUGCACCUGUAACAUAUUCUCUAGUCAGCAUAACUGGGUUUGUGAAAUACAGAGUGCUGUACAGGUAUUCAUAUCUUCACGUACUGUUCCCAGUGCUUUUGCGUUGCUCCACAUAAGUGUUACUCGUCAAGCUUCUCUCAAUACAGAUACUGGAUAGGGUCACCCGCUGUCGACUUGCCUUACUGCCUUUGACCUGUUUGUCACGUGCAUCUUGCAAAGUCAGGACGAUGUUUGCAAGCCCUAUUCCAGAAUUCUCUCAGUGCUCCCUGCUUAUCAGCCAAGAUGUUCAGUUGCACACCGACAGACGACAUGGCUAGGCACGAAAAUUAUUCCACGCAGAUUCCGACCUCCACGAAAACAUGCGAUUGCUAAAGUUGAUAACGGCACCUUCUGUCAAGCUCGUUUCGUGGGAGUUGUGGUGAAGAGAAACUUCAAGCAUGCCAGAAAUAGUUGACAUAAUGCUAUUGUUGGCCUUAACAGUUGGUGGCCGAAUGCGGAAAAUGCGUGUGGCUGAAGGUGUGACUCGCUCUGUGGCCGAAGCGAGUAAGCUGUGAUCCUGUUAAUUCAAAUGAGAAAUGUGUCGCUGGGGGAACAAGCCUUUUUUUUUCUUUUUGUUAUGUCGUUAUUAAAAUAACAAAUUCCACAAGCUCA